AUGAUCACAGAAGCAACAUUCGAAGGCGAUCCGAUAAGAUGUUGCGAUUUUAAAAUUGGUAAAAGGUUCGGUAAAUGGCGAGUAACGAAUAAAUUGGACGAAGGUGGUUUUGGUCAAGUUUAUCGAGUUGAGAAUAUCUAUAAGAAAGGUGAAUAUGCAGCACUUAAAGCUGAACCAAACGAUAUUGAGGGUGGUUCGGCGAUUAAACUUGAGAUUAUGAUAUUGCAAUUCUUAAAUAAAGGAGGCGAUAAGCCGCACGUUAUGAGGGUUUAUCAUGCGGCGAAACAUCGCCGAUUCUGCUAUAUGAUUGUCACAUUGCUUGGCGAAAAUCUUAGAACACUUAAGUUGAACUGUCCAGAUGAGCGAAUGAGUAUAUCAACAUGGUCACGUAUUGGUAUUCAAUGCCUUUAUAGUAUAAAAUUAUUACAUGAUGUUGGCUUUGUGCAUCGCGAUAUAAAACCAGCCAAUUUUGUUAUGGGCGAUGAGCACGAUCCGGAUCGCGCCAGAUGUGUUCAUAUUCUUGAUUUUGGUCUUGCUAGAAAUUUUGCAUUCGAAAGAAAGAAAGGUGUUUGGGCGGCACGACGCGCUCGAGGAUCAGCUGAAUUCAGAGGUACCAUGCGAUAUUGCUCACCGACUGUACACGACAAAAAAGAGCAGGGUCGAAAGGACGACAUUUGGUCGUUAAUAUACAUGCUUAUCGAGUUACAUUGUGGAUUACCGUGGCAAAAAGAGAAAGAUAAGAAACGAUUGGAGCUCACGAAAAUGAACAUUAGCGACGAAGCACUCCUCAAAAACUUUCCUGUGGAAAUGCAUCCAAUUUUACCACAUCUACGGACUCUGAACUGUUACAAUCGGCCGAAUUAUUCGAUGAUUCAUAAAUGCUUUUUACGACUCAUAAAACGUUUGGGUAUAAAGUACAACGAUAAGUUCGAUUGGGAAACUGAUGCGCAAGUUGAAGACUUAGUUCGUUGCAUUUCAUUCGUUAAACUUUCAUUCAUCUGA
Messenger RNA from Anisakis simplex (herring worm), 1002 nucleotides. The record is from the annotation of a GenBank genome assembly. Lineage: Eukaryota; Metazoa; Nematoda; Chromadorea; Rhabditida; Anisakidae.